Molecule: messenger RNA, 741 nt
Organism: Phaeoacremonium minimum UCRPA7
Lineage: Eukaryota; Fungi; Ascomycota; Sordariomycetes; Togniniales; Togniniaceae
Product: putative protein-beta-aspartate methyltransferase protein
Exons: 2
Coding region: 1-741 (246 amino acids)
Biological process (GO): protein modification process
Cellular component (GO): cytoplasm
Molecular function (GO): protein-L-isoaspartate (D-aspartate) O-methyltransferase activity
Source: RefSeq, a predicted model, not a curated record
AUGGCGUGGAGAAGCUCUGGCUCUUCUAACAAGGCUCUUAUCGAGAACCUGUGGAAGAAUGAGCUCAUUACCGAUUCGAGAGUUAAGGAGGCUUUCCUGAAGGUCGACCGCGCGCAUUACGCUCCCGCCUCUCCGUACGAAGACUCCCCCCAGUCUAUCGGCCAUGCGGCGACCAUAUCUGCACCCCACAUGCACGCAGCCGCCAUCGAGAAGCUCCUACCCUUCGUCAUACCAUCCGAGAAGAACCCCGCGCCCCGCGUCCUCGACAUCGGCUCCGGCUCCGGCUACCUCACACACGUCCUCGCCGAGCUAGUAGGCGACAAGGGGACCGUCAUCGGUCUGGAGCACAUCCAGGCACUCCACGACCUGGGCGAGGAGAACAUGAAGAAGAGUGCAGAGGGCCGAGCGUUCCUGGACUCAGGGCGCGUGAAGUUCCGCGUAGGCGACGGACGCAAAGGCUGGGUCGAGCCGGACGAGGACAUACGCUCGGCGGAGCAGGACGUGGUGGAGACGAGGGGUAAGGGAUGGGAUGCCAUCCAUGUCGGCGCGAGCGCCGUCGAGCUGCACCAGGAGCUCGUGGACCAACUGCGUGCCCCCGGCCGCAUGUUCAUCCCGGUGGACGACGGCGCGGACGGCUGGAGCCAGCAUGUCUGGGCGAUCGACAAGGACGAGAAGGGCGAGGUCACCAAGAAAAAGCUGUUCGGCGUACGCUACGUCCCGUUGACGGACGCCCCGAAGUGA